Scheffersomyces coipomensis is the source of this 727-nucleotide messenger RNA. RefSeq names its product Tma19p (gene TMA19). The transcript has a single exon. Gene Ontology annotation, cellular component: cytoplasm. Bases 147 to 650 code for a protein of 167 amino acids. Gene Ontology annotation, molecular function: calcium ion binding. NCBI's taxonomy places the organism in Eukaryota, Fungi, Ascomycota, Pichiomycetes, Serinales, Debaryomycetaceae. The record is from RefSeq and is a predicted model, not a curated record.
CCAUCUCUCCCAUUUUUUUUUGGUGAGCGGUGGUCAAAAAAAAUUGAAAAAAAGAAAAAAAAAAUUUUAUUUCAAAUUCAUCGAAUUGUCGAUUGAUCUUUCUUUUCAAUAUCUAUAUCUAUCAAUUGAAUUAGUAUUUAUUAAACAUGAUUAUUUUCACAGACGUUGUUUCCGGAGACGAAUUAUUAUCCGAUGCCUAUGAUGUCAAAUUAGUUGACGGUGCUGUCUACGAAGCUGAUUGUGACAUGGUCACUGUCUCUGAAGGUGAUGUUGAUAUUGGUGCCAAUCCAUCUGCUGAAGAUGCUGAAGAUGAUCUUGAAAGUGGUGCUGCCACCGUUAACAAUGUUGUCUACUCUUUCAGAUUACAACAAACUUCUUUUGAUAAGAAGUCUUUCUUAACUUAUAUUAAAGGUUACAUGAAGAGAAUUAAGGCUCAUUUAGCUGAAAAUGAUCCAGAAGCUGUUGAAGCUUUUGAAAAAGGUGCUAGUACUUAUGUUAAGAAAGUCAUUGCCAACUUUGGUGAUUGGGAUUUCUACACUGGUGAAUCAAUGGACCCAGAUGCCAUGGUUGUUUUAUUAAACUACCGUGAAGAUGGUACUACUCCUUAUGUUGCCGUCUGGAAACAUGGUAUUAAAGAAACCAAAGUUUAAGAGAACUAAACCCCCAUUGGAUUUCUCUUUUAGUUUUAUUUCUUAUACUAAGGUUUAUAUUUUAAGAUUACACAAAU